Messenger RNA from Antrostomus carolinensis (chuck-will's-widow), 864 nucleotides. RefSeq names its product endothelin receptor type A (gene EDNRA). The transcript is spliced from 6 exons. Gene Ontology annotation, molecular function: endothelin receptor activity. Gene Ontology annotation, cellular component: plasma membrane. NCBI's taxonomy places the organism in Eukaryota, Metazoa, Chordata, Aves, Caprimulgiformes, Caprimulgidae. The annotation marks the transcript as partial. The record is from RefSeq and is a predicted model, not a curated record. Gene Ontology annotation, biological process: endothelin receptor signaling pathway; vasoconstriction; regulation of blood pressure.
CUCCUUGCUCAGAAGUGGCCUUUUGGAGAUUCUGAAUUUGGACAGUUUCUUUGCAAAUUCCUCCCCUUUAUACAGAAGGCAUCAGUGGGAAUCACAGUCCUUAAUCUCUGUGCCCUUAGUGUGGACAGGUAUAGAGCAGUUGCGUCCUGGAGCCGUGUUCAGGGAAUUGGAAUCCCUAUGAUCACUGCUAUUGAAAUUUUCUCCAUUUGGCUUCUGUCCUUCAUACUGGCUAUUCCAGAAGCAAUUGGUUUUGCUGUGGUACCUUUCAGAUACAAGGAUGAAGGUUAUGUUACCUGCAUGCUCAAUCCUACAAAUAAUUUUAUGUUGUUUUACAAAGAUGCAAAGGAUUGGUGGCUGUUUGGUUUCUAUUUCUGCAUGCCACUGGCGUGCACUGCCAUCUUUUAUACGCUAAUGACUUGUGAAAUGUUAAACAGAAGAAACAGCAACUUGAGAAUCGCUCUGAGUGAACACCUUAAGCAGCGUCGAGAAGUUGCAAAGACAGUUUUCUGUUUAGUAGUGAUUUUUGCUCUUUGCUGGUUCCCCCUCCAUUUGAGCCGAAUUUUGAAGAAAAUGGUAUACAAUGAAAGAGAUCCCGGCAGAUGCGAACUGCUCAGUUUCUUGCUGCCUUUGGAUUAUAUCAGCAUCAACCUGGCAACCAUGAACUCUUGUAUAAACCCAAUAGCUCUGUAUUUUGUGAGCAAGAAAUUUAAAAACUGUUUCCAGUCAUGUCUUUGCUGUUGCUGCUCCCAGUCUAAGAGUCUAGUGACUUCGAUGCCCAUGAAUGGAACAAGCAUUCAGUGGAAAAAUCAAGAACUAAACAAUCACAAUACAGAUCGAAGCAGCCAUAAAGACAGCAUAAACUGA